Vicia villosa (hairy vetch) is the source of this 1135-nucleotide messenger RNA. RefSeq lists its product as uncharacterized. The transcript is spliced from 4 exons. NCBI's taxonomy places the organism in Eukaryota, Viridiplantae, Streptophyta, Magnoliopsida, Fabales, Fabaceae. The record is from RefSeq and is a predicted model, not a curated record. The coding region runs from base 47 to 859 and encodes 270 amino acids.
UAGGAGAAUAGUACUCGUAAGAGCCGUGAUUUGUGAUUCUUUGCAGAUGGAUAGGGUUAGGGUUUUGUCGCCGGAAAGCACUGUUGAAAGAAGUAGGCGGCUGACAUCGAAACGGAAAGGUGAUCUUGUGGAUGCUGUUAAAAGAGGCUCGCCGCUGAAAUCGAAACGGAACUAUGUUGAAAGUGAUCUUGUGGAUGCUGUUAAGAGAGGCGCGCCGCUGAAAUCGAAACGGAAACAUUUUGAAGGUUAUCUUUUAGAUGUUGUUAAAAGAGACACGCCACUGAAAUCUGAACGGAACCAUGUUGAAGGUGAUCUUGUGGAUGCUGUUAAAAGAGGCACGUCAGGCACAUCGCUGCCGCUGAAAUUGGAUAGAAAGGCCAGAAAAAAACAAAUUACAAAAAGACAAAUUGCCACCAGAAUUGCCAGGGCUGAAUAUUAUAGAAUCGAAGAAACCCUAAGUGUUUAUGAUUUUACUGUUGACCCUCCACCAGGCUACUAUGGUGGUGCCCAUCCUGUUGUCAUAGACAAAUCAAUUCGCUCUAGGCUCAUUAAAUUUUGUAGAAUUGCUUUGAAAAAGUUCAACUAUCACAAGAAUCGGGGUCCAGAAUUUGAUUUUCAUAACCUUGUCAAGUCAACCCGUACACAUACAAUGUAUUAUAUUACCUUUACGGCGGGAAGAAAACAAGAUGCUUUCUCAACAAUUUUCCGGACCAAGGUUAAGCGUGACAUUGAUGGUUCGAUUAAGGUCUUGUUUUGUGGCAUAAAAAGAAAGACUCGCCGUGGUCUUCGGAAGCUUCUGCCUCACUGGAAACACCUGAUUUGUUUAGGUCUUCGGAAGCUCAGAAUGCUGGACUAUUGAAUUCCUUCAUUAUUUCCAACCAAAACUAUUGACAUGUGCUCGUCAAAAUCAAAACUAUUUAUAUGUGUUUAUUAUUAUUAUUAUCUUUUGUUCUUGUGUUUAUUUAUUUUUUGUUUCAAAAUAGUGGUAUUUGAGUAAAAUUCUUGGUAAAAUGGAGAUGAUAUUGAUGAAGACUUUGCUGAGGGGCUGUGGUGACUGUGGUGGAUAUCCAUCAUAGUUAUUGAUAUGUGCUCGGCAAACCAAAACUAUUGAUAUUUGUUUAUUAUUAUUAUCUUU